Messenger RNA from Mercurialis annua (annual mercury), 1863 nucleotides. Its product is annotated as threonine synthase 1, chloroplastic. Gene Ontology annotation, cellular component: cytoplasm. The coding region runs from base 98 to 1675 and encodes 525 amino acids. The transcript has a single exon. NCBI's taxonomy places the organism in Eukaryota, Viridiplantae, Streptophyta, Magnoliopsida, Malpighiales, Euphorbiaceae. Gene Ontology annotation, molecular function: threonine synthase activity; pyridoxal phosphate binding. Gene Ontology annotation, biological process: L-cysteine biosynthetic process. The record is from RefSeq and is a predicted model, not a curated record.
CCACUCACCAUUUACAUCCCAAAACAAAAUUAUAAAAACCAAAACAAAAUCAGAAACCAAACCAAAUCUCAGCCGCCGCCACCUCACAAAAAAAAACAUGGCAACCUCAUCUCUCGCGUCCUCCUUCACUCACAGCAAACACAAACAUUUCCAUCAAAACCCUAACCGCGCCACCGCGCUCCGUCGCACUCCCACGGUAAUCUCCUGCACCUCCUCCACACUCGACCCCUCCCCUUCCUCCAACAACACCACCAGAAAAAACCGCCGUCCCGCCGAUGAAAACAUCCGCGAGGAGGCGCACCGCCGCCGCUCCUCUUCCUCCAACCUGUUCUCCGCCAAAUACGUCCCAUUCAACGCGCCGCCUGGCUCUAACGAAUUCUACUCCCUAGAUGAGAUUGUUUACAGAAGCCGCUCCGGCGGUCUCCUCGAUGUACAGCAUGACAUGGAAGCGUUAAAGAAAUACGACGGCGCGUAUUGGCGCGAGUUGUUCGACUCGCGUAUCGGGAAAACCACGUGGCCGUACGGGUCAGGUGUUUGGUCUAAAAAGGAAUGGGUUCUACCGGAGAUAGAUUCCGAUGAUAUUGUCUCCGCUUUUGAAGGGAAUUCUAAUUUAUUUUGGGCUGAGCGUUAUGGCAAACAGUUUCUGGGCAUGAAUGAUUUAUGGGUUAAACACUGUGGCAUUAGCCACACUGGUAGUUUUAAAGAUUUAGGUAUGACUGUUUUAGUCAGUCAAGUUAACCGUUUGCGUAAACUGAAAAAACCGGUGGUCGGCGUUGGUUGCGCCUCCACCGGAGACACUUCGGCUGCGCUGUCUGCCUAUUGCGCAUCGGCCGGGAUUCCAUCUAUUGUGUUCUUGCCUGCUGACAAGAUUUCCAUGGCGCAAUUGGUUCAACCGAUUGCGAACGGAGCAUUUGUGUUGAGUUUGUUAGACACUGAUUUUGAUGGGUGUAUGAAGCUAAUUCGCGAAGUUACGGCUGAAUUGCCGAUUUAUUUAGCGAAUUCGUUGAAUAGUUUGCGAUUAGAAGGGCAAAAAACUGCUGCAAUUGAGAUUUUGCAGCAGUUUGAUUGGGAAGUACCGGACUGGGUUAUAAUCCCAGGUGGUAAUUUAGGGAAUAUUUAUGCUUUUUAUAAAGGGUUUAAAAUGUGUCAAGAAUUAGGGCUUGUUGAUAGAAUACCUAGAUUAGUUUGUGCUCAAGCUGCAAAUGCUAAUCCCCUGUAUCUGUACUACAAAUCAGGGUGGAAAGAAUUUAGCCCUGUGAAAGCAAGUUCUACAUUUGCUUCAGCUAUACAGAUAGGAGAUCCUGUUUCUAUAGAUAGAGCUGUGUACGCCUUACAGAACUCGAACGGAAUCGUCGAGGAAGCGACCGAGGAGGAAUUGAUGGAUGCAACGGCGCAGGCUGAUUCUACGGGGAUGUUUAUUUGCCCUCAUACCGGAGUUGCGUUAACGGCUUUGAUUAAGCUUCGGAAUAGCGGGAUUAUCGGUCCGAUGGAUCGGACGGUUGUGGUGAGUACAGCACAUGGGUUAAAGUUUACUCAAUCGAAGAUUGAUUAUCAUUCGAAAGCAAUACCGGAUAUGGCUUGCAAAUUUGCUAACCCUCCUGUGCAAGUGAAGGCAGAUUUUGGUUCUGUAAUGGAUGUUUUGACGAAUUAUUUGGGGAAUAAGGUCCCUAAAUAAACUGCUGUUCUUCUGAUAUUGUAAGUUUAACACUUGUACUCUUUAUGUUGUGUGUUUUUUGCAGAUGUUUACAUGAAUUACGUUGCAGGUUGGCUUAGUUUUAGGAUGUUAGUAUCCAGUUUGAGACACUGAACUGCUGUAAUUUUUGAACGGAGAUGGGUUUGGAAUAAUGAGAAUGUUUUGAUUUA